AUGGGGAAUCGUUUGGUAAAGCCAGAACAAAUUUUUGAAAUAUCACAAAUUCGAAACAUAAUAAAAAAAUUUAAAAAGCCAAUUAUUCAAAGAUUAAAACGGAAAUAUCAGGAAAAUCCCGAUUAUCCUUUUGAUGCCAAAUUUAUGUGUAAAAUUGAUGCCUAUUUUCGAUAUAUUUGGAAUAGUUACUUUUCCUCGCCAGUAGAAAGAACGUUGCAUAAUGGAGCAUUCAUACUUGAUCUCAGAUGUGGCACUGGAACUUUCCUCUUAGAUCUUUGUUCCCAAUAUCAAAGUAGUAACUUUGUUGGAAUAGAUCGUCGCGAUGACUAUUUUCCACGUGAUCUUUCAAAGAAUUCAAAGAAUGUGAAAUUCAUUAAACACGAUAUUCUUGAUGGCAUUCCAUAUGCAGAUAAUACCUUUGAUUUUAUUUAUAUGAGAUUUAUGAUGAAAUAUUUUACUGAAGCUGAGUGGAAAACGAACAUCAUCCCAGAAAUUUUUAGGGUUUGCAAGCGCGGUGGUUGGAUAGAAAUUGUGGACUCCGACUUAAAUAUCUAUAAUGCUGGCCCUUGCACAGAAAGCUACCACCGAACAUGCACAAACAAAUUUGGCUUGAAUUACAGAGUUGAAUUAGAUCGAUUACAAGAUAUAAUGAAUAUAUAUAAAGACAUUGGAAUUACAAUUAUAAAGGAGAAGAUAAAUCCUUGGUAUCCAAUUCAACUUCAAAAAUCUAAUAAAUCUUUCGAAAUGGCAGCAGAAUUUCUAAACUUGUUGUAUCCGUUAAUGUCAAAUGAAUUAAAAUUAAAUAUAGAAGAUUAUGAAAAUUUAUCACGACACAUUAUUAAGGAAAUUGCUGAAAAUAAAACUCCUAAUGACUUAAUAGGUUCAAUAUAA
Funneliformis geosporum is the source of this 891-nucleotide messenger RNA. The record is from the annotation of a GenBank genome assembly. NCBI's taxonomy places the organism in Eukaryota, Fungi, Glomeromycota, Glomeromycetes, Glomerales, Glomeraceae.